Molecule: messenger RNA, 5385 nt
Organism: Pristis pectinata (smalltooth sawfish)
Lineage: Eukaryota; Metazoa; Chordata; Chondrichthyes; Rhinopristiformes; Pristidae
Gene: exd2
Product: exonuclease 3'-5' domain containing 2
Exons: 10
Coding region: 349-2220 (623 amino acids)
Biological process (GO): nucleobase-containing compound metabolic process
Cellular component (GO): cytoplasm; nucleus
Molecular function (GO): 3'-5' exonuclease activity; nucleic acid binding
Source: RefSeq, a predicted model, not a curated record
GGACGUAAGGGAAGAGGGAGACGAGAGGGUUUCUGAGUGGGAGAGGCAGUGAGAGACAUAAGACCAUUAGAACCAGAUGCAGGAGUUGACCAGUUGUCCUCUAAAGUCUGCUCCACCAUUCACUAUGAUCAAGGUUGAUCCAUCCUUGGCCUCUCCUUUACAGUAGAGAAUUCUAAAGAUUCAUGACCCUUGGAGAGACUGGGAGCAGUACCUAGAGCAAGCUGAGUGUCAGAGAGAGACCAAGAGAAAAUGGAAGACACAGAUUGCUGUCAACAGAGGGUGAUGGAAGCUCGUUAAUGGUGUCUGGAAUAGAUGUGUAGACUGAAUUGUCAACAAAACGACUGAACCAUGUCUCGGCCACAAGCCCUAGCACUGACUGCGGCCACAUUACUGGGUACGGCUGUAGGCUGCCUGUAUUUGUGGAGGACUUUUAGAAGUCCCAAAUGGAAGAGGGCCCUAACCAGCCAGAAUGGAGAGGCUGUGAAGAGACGAGAAAGGACCUCACCAAGUGGCAAUGUGGAAGCCUGCUAUCAAACCAGCACAGAUGACCCCUUAAAUCCCAGCCCACUGGUGAGCAAGAUACUGGGAGCAAGUGUCUUCGUAGUGGAGUCAGAAGUGGAUUGGGAACAAGUGUGGCCGCUCUUGAGGACUGAAUUGGACCGUUACCCUGUGAUUGGAAUUGACUGUGAGUGGGUUUCUGUGAAGGGUAAAGCAAACCCUGUGUCUCUCCUUCAGAUCGCCUCCUACAGUGGCUCCUGCCUUCUCAUCCGCAUGCCCCAAAUGACCAGGAGUAGUUGUUUGUUGCCAAAGACUUUACUGCGCAUGUUGGGGGAUGACAAUAUUCUGAAGGUUGGCGUCGAUGCCUUUGAAGACGGCUGCAGGUUGCUCCGUGAUUACUGUGUCACAGUCAAGGGCUGCUUGGAUUUGCGAUAUUUGGUCACGCAGCAGAGGAAGAAUAAUUUGACCUGUUCCCUCAGUCUGAAGUCCUUGGCUCAAGACAUCAUAAAUUUUACCCUUGACAAGUCUCUCCAUCUGCGAUGUAGCAAUUGGGAGGCAGAAGAACUCACUAAUGAGCAGGUAACAUAUGCUGCACAAGAUGCUCAGGUGUCUGUGGCUCUGUUCUUUCACCUACUGGGAUUCAGCUUUACAUCACAUGAAGAUGUUGCCCUCUCUCAAUGUGAGCCCAUCUGGGAGCAGGUGCUGGCAAGGUGCCAAGGUCUGUUAGAUAUCCCAUUUAAAAUGGGUGGAGGCAGCGGAGGGGAAGAGGGAACCGGUGAGACAAACUCUCAGCAGAGACGGAGAAACAAGAAGCUUGGAUCCAAUCAGAAAUCACCAUCGGACGUGACUACCAUAGAUCCGAGAAAAACGCAGCGCAAACCCCUUGGGGUGGGAUAUUCUGCCAGGAAAUCCCCACUCUACGAUAACUGUUUCCUCCAUGCUCCAGAUGGGCAACCUCUGUGCACCUGCGACAGGAAGAAGGCUCAGUGGUACCUAGACAAGGGCAUCGGGGAGCUUAUCAGCAACGAGCCAUUUAUUGUGAAGCUGAAGUUUGAACCGUCAGGAAGACCCGAGUCUCAGCAAGACUAUUACCUGAUAACCAAGGAGAACCUGUGUGUCGUGUGUGGCAAAAGGGAGUCUUAUAUCAGGAAGAAUAUUGUGCCCCAUGAAUACCGCAAGCACUUUCCGGUUCAGAUGAAAGACCACAAUUCUCAUGACGUCCUUCUCUUGUGCACUGCCUGCCAUGCUGCCUCAAACUGUUAUGAUAAUAUCCUAAAGCAGCAACUGGCCAAGGAGUUCAGUGCGCCAAUUGGUUGCGAGGAGAGCGUCCGGUUAUUGGAGGACCCAGUCCGCAGGCAGGUGCGAUCUGGAGCCCGGGCCUUGUUGCAUGCUGAAAGCCUUCCUGAGAUUCGGAGAGAAGAACUGCAGGAUAUCCUAAAGACCUUCUUUAAUGUGGAGACAUUGACUGAAGAGUUGCUUGAAGAAGGAGCAGGACUGGAAACCAGGAUAUUCAACGAGAGCCAUAUACCCCAUGGUCUGAAAGUGACACAGUCUUGUGCAGUUGGUGGCCUCCGAGCCCUGAUGUCUUUGGAGAAACGUUGGCGACAGCACUUCCUGGACUACAUGCAGCCCCAGCACCUUCCACCCUUGUGGUCUGUGGAUCAUAAUCACAACAAGCUCCUCCGCAAGUAUGGAGAGGACUUAAAGAUCGAGCUGACAUGAAAUAAGUUGUAUAUGACUCAAUCUCAGUUUUGGUUUCUUUUGCAAUAGCUUCUCAAGACCGUGAACGGUGAUUGCAUGAGAAUACAUGUAUCAAUCAGCUUGUAAGGUUCUAGGAAGGAGUACAAGUUUCUUUUUAACUUCUGAAGGACGAAGGUUGAUACUGAGACAGCUAAACAGAACUCUAAGGCACCAUGAAGCAAUAGAUUUCAGAAGUUUGCUAUGAAAAUAUCACUUCAUACAAAUCCAUUUAACAUAUCACAUUAGGAUUUUUAACAAAAACUAAAGGAUUUUUCUUUUUAAACAAAAUGUUUGUAUAGCAAGAGCAGGGAGUAUUCUGCCUGGAAGAGGCAUCCAUUCACAAUGCUUGGACUAUGAGAGGAGUGAUUGCUAUUGUUACCAUGCUGGGUGAAUUCUGUGGGCUUGUCUUUGUGGAUGCUUUUGAGCAUCAUUAUUGCAGCUGGCAAAUGCCAGGGCAAAACUCAUCGGAAUUUUGAUGGGCAUUUUGGAUUCAACAGUGUCACAUUUUCACAGCCAAUUUGCAAACUUGGGCUUUUUGAUGCUUGUCAUCGGUGCCAAAAUGUGUGGAUAAAAAUAUUUUGGUCAAGUGCCAGAAAUCGAAAAUUUCAGCGUAAUAACAUCCUUUCCAGUUUGCAUAGCUUUGUACAUCUGCAGAGAAAAGUAUCUUCAUGCAAGAUAUCUUGUUGUCCACCUGUUUUAACCAGCACAUCCCCAGUUAAUACUGACUAGGGUCCGUGCAUGUAUAUUCCUCCUCCUCCUCAUCUGUUGCAAACUCAUGACAUGCUAAAAAGCAUCAUGCUUGAACCCACAAUAAAUAAAUGCAGCUAGUUUGCAACACCAAAAAAUAUCAUACCUGGAUGUUUUUGCAAACUCCUGUCAGCCAGCAGCAGAUUCAUGUGAGCAGAUGGUUGCAUGAGACACUCACUCAGAGAAGCUUUUUCAUAAUCUUGUUCCUUCCUUAUUUUAAGUAACGUUGCCAGACAAUAACAAUAAUGUGUGCCUUUUUAGUACCUAUAACAUCCUGAGGUGCCCACAAACAUUGAGAUUGAGACACAUGAGAUAUUAGGAUUGGUGACCAAGGUCUAAAGGGAGGUUUUAAGGGGUGUUCUGAAGGAAAUAAAGAGAUUUGGGAAUGAAGUUACAGACCUCUAUGCUUUAGAAUCUGAGGUUAUGGGUGAAGUAAUGGAAUCUGGGAAUCCACCAGGAUUGGAGUAGGUUACAGAGUUCGGGUGGGACUAGACCCUGAAGAGACUUGGGAAAACCCACCCCUCUCUACACUUAAUAGAGACUGUUGAACAAAUUACGUAAUGCAAGAUCCAAACAAUCCUUCUCCAUCUGGCCAGCAAUUAUCCUGUCAGCUUACCUCUGAUUGUGAAGGUUUGAAGUUAAAUCCCAUUACAGGUGCUAACAGAACUUAAUCUGACACUCCAGUCUACAGCUAAGAGAAUGCUGGACUGUCAGGAGAACUGUCUUUGAAUGAGAUGUUUAAUCAAACUUCAUCUGCCAUCUUGGUUGGGCUAACAAAAAAACCGUGGAAAUCUUUCAAAGAACACUUGCCAGUGUUCUGGCUAAAAUGUAUCUAACAAUCAAUCAAGUUCGAGUUAUACUUUAUUGGCAUUCGCCCAUUUGCUGUAAAACACAUGGAGGAACAAAAUGUCGAUUCACCCAGACUCUCGCAACAGAGGACAUACAUAGAACAGAGGAUAUUACAAUAAACGCAGACAGACAAGUUGUGCAAGCACAAAUAGUGCAAAAUAUGGUAUAUACAGGAUACAAAUUUAGUGCAAGGUUAGUGCAAAACCUAGUUGGAAAAAGAAAAUACAGAACUCAGUGUAUUACACUAAGUGUAUAAACAUGUUCAGCAGCAGCCAAAGUCCUUAAGCGCCGAUGUGCAAACCAGGAGUUUUGAUGCGGCAUUUGUCUGAGACUGCCUCCAGGGUAUUCAGGAGCCUGAAAGCCUGGGGGAAAGAACUGUUGUACAGUCUAGUAGUACUGGCUCAGAUGCUCCGGUACCGCUUGUCAGAUGGCAGUGGGACAAAUAGGUUGUGGGAGGGAUGAGAGGAAUCAUCUGAUUCUGCAGGCCUUCCGGGUGCAUCGUGUGUUGUAGGUGUCCAGGAUGGAGGGAAGAGGUACUCCAAUGAUCUUUCCAGCUGUGCUCGUAAUUCUCUGUGGAGUCUUGUGGUCUGAGGUGUUACAGUCACCGUACCAGGCAGAGAUGCAGCUGGUCAGGACACUCUCAAUGCUACCCCUGUAGAAUGUGGAAUGUAUAAUGCUAUUAAUGUGGAAGUUUGUUAUCUGGACAUAAUCUCACUAUAGUUUGAGACCUUGUAUACAAAUUAGCUGCUUCUAGUCUAACCUCUAGAGUAUAUACUUGACUGUAAAAACUCUUUGGAAUAUGCUGAAUUGUGAAAGGCUCUGUGCAAAUUCUGUUUUUAUUUGUGUAGUGGAGAAGUGGACAGAAUUUUGUUGUCUAUUCCAAUGGCAUUGUCUGUUUUGGCAGCCUACUUCCCUAUGGAAACAUCUUGCCUGCCACUCUGAUAAUCAAUUGCAAAAUUUCUUAGAAUAUGGUUUGAUAAGCAUAAGGGUUCCUGUGAUGUAAUUAACUUGUAAAUAUAUACAGUGCAUGUAUACAAGUACCUUUCCCAUGGGAAACCAACCCUAUCAGGUACUCCUGUUAUAGGUGUACUUCUUCACAAAGACUUGCUCAUUUUUGGAAUACCGCCAAGGCUGAAAUCUUUUGGAAAAUUACACAAAAACUACAAUUUUGGAAGCUUUAUGAAGUUUCGAUUCAAUCAUUGUUAUCUUACUACGCAAUAGACAAGCCAUUUGAUGUGAGCCCCCUGUGAGACUGUUGGCCGUUUUGUCCAUUUUGAGAAGGUCAAAAUGCCAGUUCUUUCAUUGCAGAUAACCCUGAGUUAUGCUUUGUGUUUUCAUUGUCAAUUCGAUAGCUGUACAUGAAACAUAUUUUCACCUUGACAAACCUGACUCUAUUCUUUACAGCUCCAAAGGCUUCAUAACCCUAACUCUGCACUGAUUGAACACCACCUGUUUUGUUUAAAAUAAAAUUGAAAGUGAAUAUGUCAGACUUCUGCCAUCACAAAUUUAGUACAGCUCUAAAAUGUGCUGUGGUAUGGUUAUUUAAUAAUA